Molecule: messenger RNA, 327 nt
Organism: Phytophthora infestans T30-4
Lineage: Eukaryota; Oomycota; Peronosporomycetes; Peronosporales; Peronosporaceae
Exons: 4
Coding region: 1-327 (108 amino acids)
Source: RefSeq, a predicted model, not a curated record
AUGCGCGUCUUUGCCCCGUCCCGCAACAGCCCGACUUUCUCGAAUAAGCAAGUCGCCCGCUUCUUCUUCUCGCCUGCCCUGGGCGACCACGGAGAGCCGACAGGCUGUCAAGUUUGCAAGACGUACGGCAAUCAACAAGCGGCCGUGAGCGUGCCGCCCAUCGGCUGUGCAACCCACCGUCUUAAUCUAGCGGUUCGUGCGCACCCCAUGAAGAUGAUCUGUAGAAACUACAAUCUCUCAUGCUCAAACAACCGCACUCCAGACGACGAUCGUAAGGUCAACAUCACGUACGGGAGCGUUGCCACUGCUGAUGAUUGUCUGCAGUAA